This is a messenger RNA of Lachancea thermotolerans CBS 6340, 1917 nucleotides long. It is a transcript of the gene SCD5, whose product is annotated as Scd5p. Bases 1 to 1917 code for a protein of 638 amino acids. Lineage: Eukaryota; Fungi; Ascomycota; Saccharomycetes; Saccharomycetales; Saccharomycetaceae. The record is from RefSeq and is a predicted model, not a curated record. The transcript has a single exon.
AUGUCAUUUGAUUGGCUUAACGUUCCUGGUCUCUCAGGGAGUGGAAACGAGAACAUUGAAGCUGCAGAGCCGCCUCCCUCUGUUUCGUUCAAUUUUGGCAACAGUGCCUCGGAACCACCGACGGAAAGGGAAAGUCAUGUUACUAUGCCACAGAGGGCCGAUCGAGCCGACGCUUUUCACUCCCAAUCAAGUUACGAUUCAGCCUCAUCUUCUGCAAAAUCACAGGCGCGGCCAGACAACUAUAUGGAAACCAAAGAAGACUUGCAAGUCCCAUUGUCACUGUCAAGAACCCAACUAACAAGAGAGGAAGUCAGGACGUAUUUGAGAUGGUACGGAUAUAUUGCCUCGCGAAAGCAUACAAAGCUCAUUGCUCUCGAUGAUGUUUUUCAUUUUAUGACAAACUUCCCUCUUGGGCAAGAUGUUAAGGAGAGGAUAGCGCACAUAUUCAAGACCUGUAAGAAUGCUCUAAAUAUUGGUCAAUUCUUCGCAAUACUCAGGCUUAUAGCCCGUGCAUUGACUGACGGCGUUUUGCCGACGAGAAAGAUGAUCAUGAAAGCUGCACCUGUGCCUAAGCCGAAACCAAUUUUAGCGGCUGGUAAUGAAGAGGUGUACGAAGAGAUAGAUGACUCGCAGGACGGCCCAGAGCUAAAGGUUGAUUUUGAUAGCUUUGCGUCCUUGCUCCUAACAGGGCAGAAGAAGAAACGAAUGAGACGGAGAAUUACAAACGACCAUAAGAGGUCAAAAAGGGUACGGUUCACUGAUAAGUUGGUAACAUUUCAAGAUCAUGUACAGUCACCGGAAAAUGAACAGGGCACCGAAGAUGAGGAAAAAUCAGGCGAUAAUGAACCUCUAGAUCUUUCUCUACCGAUGGACCAGUUACUAAAGAAGAUGGCUGCGCGCAAGAAGAAUAACUCUGCGCUCGUAUCGGAGCCUCCCUCGCAGAAGGUGCCAGAGUCCCAGGAAGAGAAGGAGGUUCUUGAGGACAUGAAGGAAUCUCUCAACCACUUUCACCAAAUCCACAACGUUGAUAGUGUAUCUUUAGGUGGCGUCCCAGCACAAGUGCCGUCGGCGGGAACUCCAUCCGCCAAUGCUACGGCACAAAUAGAACCUUUGAAACCCACGGCCACAGGUUCUGCUAACUAUCUGUUUCGUUCAAGUCAACAGCAACCGCAGAGUGUCAACCAAGAGCCCCUACAACCCUUGAAACCGACAGCAACAGGGUCAGCAAAUUACUUAUUCCGGUCCAGUCAACAACAAGCUACAUCCCAAAAGCCAGAGCACAACUCUUUCAACUUUAUGCAUGCUGUUAGCCCUGAUCCCUCGAACAACGCAAUGCAUAGAAACAACACAACUUUUCAGUCCCCCACGCCUGAAAUUCCACAAAUACGGGCACCGCUCGCAGCAAACUUUGCAGGCCAACCGCUCCACUCGUCAUCGCAAGCUCCAUCUAAUUUGAACGUGCCGUUUUCAAAUCAAAGCUUUCUCCCGCCCCCAUCCUCCGGGUUCGGUAUCUCGCCGCAACCUACUAGCCAGAACAAUUUCUCUCCAAAUCUUAGCGCGAAUAACUAUUUCCAAAAUUUGCUUUCCAGUUCACCCUCUCCAAACGCGAGUACUCUACAGCUCCCGCAAAGCGCCUCAGUCGGUCCGUAUGCAAACGCAUACAGCUCGAACUCUAAAGUAGCCCAGGACUCUAAUUACCUCAAACCCAACUUAACGGGGCCUUCAAAUCCGCAGUACCAAAUCAAUCCAAACCAAUACCAACGGCGCGAAUACCAGAGUUUUACGCCAUCACCUGUCCCUACGUUACCGUCGUAUCCCCAGGCCCCUCAGAACACAUAUAAGUCUCACGAUUAUCUAGGGGACUUGAGAGCAUUACAGGAGCACGUUGACCAGCUUCAGAAUGCCUACAACAGAUGA